Molecule: messenger RNA, 2221 nt
Organism: Saprolegnia parasitica CBS 223.65
Lineage: Eukaryota; Oomycota; Saprolegniomycetes; Saprolegniales; Saprolegniaceae
Exons: 18
Coding region: 8-2146 (712 amino acids)
Cellular component (GO): cytosol
Source: RefSeq, a predicted model, not a curated record
GCGCAACAUGGCGGCGACCAAGUCGCGGACCGGCCGCAAGGUGCUCGAUACCAAGACUGGCAAGAUCGUCGCAGAGUUCAAGGAAGAUUCGAUUCGCCUACGCGUCUAUGAUCCAGACAACACCAACGUCGCCACCAACCCGUACCGAGCCAUUACCCGCGCCAACCUCCGCUUAAAGGUCGUCAAUCGGCUCUUUCACUGCAAUGCAUAUUAUGCGCGUGAUCCGUUUGGAAUGGUACUGUGGCCGCGCGAGUGGCAGCUCAAAAUGAUGCCCGCGACGCCCUCCGAGCCUUGGUGCUACGACAUCGUCGAGAGCGACGAGCCGCUGCCCUUUGAUGAUGCAAUGGACACGCGCUACGAAGGCUACACGGUGAUUAAAGUGGCCAAUGUCCCGAAAGAGUGCACCGAGAUGGACUUACGGCACUGGCUUCUCCACGGCCUUCUCAUGGACUACGACCAAAUCCACGACGCAAAGUUCAAGCUCUCGGUGCUGGAGAAGAAGAAGGACCUCCUUCUCGACCGCCUCGAGACCGUUGGCACGAUGCAAGUGAGCGGAAAGAAGGCGGAGCAGGUCGACACGCGGCAGCAAGAGUGCAUCAAGCGCUGGACGCGGCUCUUUCUGAGCGAACCCGUCACCCUGAGCUACCUCAAAGACGGCACCGAGCACCGGUUUGUCGACGCGGCCAAGGAAAACGAGAAAGAAAAAUACCACUGGUUUGCCGACUUUACGAGUCUGCGUGGCCACGACCUUGCGCUCAUGGCCAUCCAUAAACGCGACUGGGGGGACCUCCGCUUGGCUAAAACGCGCCCUGUACCGACCGUCUCGUGCGACGAAUUUGACGACCCAUCGCUGGAAGUCAACAUGCGCAUGGUGCGCAUCUCCCGCGUCAAGCACGGCCCUGGCGAUUACUAUGCCACCGACGACCUGCCGACCGACGACGACUUUCAUUUUAGCUCGAUCGAUGCCAUGUACCGGGGGGCGUGGGUCGACGGCACCAAGCAUGACCCCAAGGCCAUCGAGUACACGAAUUAUGGCGUCUACAAGGGCAGCUACGAGUACAACGUGCGACGCGGCUACGGGGUCAUGGUCUAUGGCCGCGGCGACGAAUAUGCGGGCGACUUUGACGUCCCUCGGUCCAAGUACGAGCUACGACCCAAGCCCGAACCAUACCCCAAGCCCGUGCUGCCAACGCAAUUCCAGAUCGGUGUCCCUCACGGCACAGGGACCAUCAAGUUUGCAGAUGGCGCCACGUACGAAGGCGAGAUGGCGAACGGCCAAGUCACGGGCCGCGGGCGCUACGUCUCGUCCGCGGGUGUGAUCGAAGAAGGCAUCUUCUUCGAAGGUCUCUUGCACGGCCCUGGGUACCGCAAGGAGCCCAACGGGUUGUGCGAGGAAGGUGUGUUUGAGCACGGCGUUUUGAACGGACUUGGGACGCAGACCAACCAGUACAACGACGUCUAUAACGGCUCGUUUCGAGAUGGCGCCAAGUGCGGCCGCGGUGUGCUGGAAUCCCACGACGGCAGCACUUUGCGAGCCUUUUGGUACAAUGAUCUGCCGUCCGGGCGUGGCGACCUAGCGUACCACCAGACGCUGCCGUCCGAUCCAGAGACCAGUGUUCGGUUUCUGUAUGAAGGGUCGUUUAGUCAAGGCAAGGUCAAGGGCCGCCACCGCCACAUCGACGUCGACCACGCAACGAUCGGGCACAUUCCAUUCACGACCUAUGGAAAGAGUCCCGUGCAUCUGGCCUACCCCAUGGCCUUGGGCAGUGCGCUCUACAAGCAGCAGUGGCGCCGGCACAAAAACCUCCGUCGGCGAGCCGACCGUGAGGAUUCCUACAAGGACGACCAAGAGCGCGCGAAUCUCAAACUCUACUACGAGCUGCUCGAUGACUUUUACGAAGCGUGGGCCGACCACAUUCGAUCGCUGAGCCACCCGGACGCGCCCCUGACCGAGGAGCAGCUCUUGCGGCAGCGCCAAGAACGGCUGCGCAUUGGCAAACCGAAGAAGACGCUGGCGCAGUUUCCAUCCUAUCUCCAGCGGGUGCCGCUUCGGUUCAAGGAUGCAAUUACAUUGGGGCUCUUAGCGCACGAGAAUGCCGAAGAAGAGACGCGCAUACGCCGACGCCUCGUCGUUCCGCCAGAGUAAUCACGCGGCGUGGUUGGCCCACAACGACGGCCGACGAGCUCCCACGUCAGUGGUACAUGUCUCUUACGACCAGCG